Onychostoma macrolepis is the source of this 2607-nucleotide messenger RNA. RefSeq names its product origin recognition complex, subunit 2 (gene orc2). Gene Ontology annotation, biological process: DNA replication. The transcript is spliced from 16 exons. Gene Ontology annotation, molecular function: DNA replication origin binding. The coding region runs from base 181 to 1878 and encodes 565 amino acids. Lineage: Eukaryota; Metazoa; Chordata; Actinopteri; Cypriniformes; Cyprinidae. Gene Ontology annotation, cellular component: nuclear origin of replication recognition complex; nucleus. The record is from RefSeq and is a predicted model, not a curated record.
CCUCCCGUCACACGUGGGGUAGAUUCUUUCCUGUGGCGCGGAAUCGACAGCAGUUCUCUCAGGACUUCAACAGGUCGAUUUGAGAAAAAUUGAGUUUUAUUAUCAAAACAAAUGUUAGUAAGCGUGUAUGUGGGACAGAUAUUAGAGUUUAAAGUCCGAGUUUAGCGUGUGAGUCGCGGGAUGACGCAGAAACAGCCGUUAGAGGUUCGCUUCGUGGCUGAUGAAGAUGUUUUGGAUCAUAUUGUAGAGAAACAGCAAGAUAUAAAAGCAGCUAAUGGAUCCGUACAGGUGCUGGUGACCCUAAAAACCCAGCAGAAAUCCAGAAGAUCUGAGGAUGAUGAUGAUGAUGAUGAUGAAGAGGUGUUGAAUGAGCAGAACUAUGUGCACGCUCUGUGCACCGGAUCACAAGAUGAGAGUGAAAAUGGCACCGUCACUGCGGGAUCCUCUGUCUUCUCUUUCCAGUCCAUCAAACGGGGCAAUAAAAUGGCUCAGAUGGCGUCUGAAUUGGCUCGAACGCCUGGGAAGAACGUGACCUUCAGCACAUCAGACACAAACGAGGAGUCGUCCAGCCCGACACGCGCCGCUAAAAAAUCAGCCAAUCAGAACAAAACCCCUCAGAAGGGAAAGAAGGUGCAGUUCAUCUCCACGACACCACACCGACUGCGCAAGAGACUGUCAGCUCCGAACCUGCGUUCAGACAGCGAGAGCGAUUUCUCCCCCUCGAACUCUGAGGAUGAUGAUGAUGCUGAAGAACACGACGGGAAGAGGGUAGACCAGCCCAAAACACCUAGUAAAAACACGUCCGCUGCUGCCCUCUAUAAGACGCCCAGUAAGAAGAGCAAGAAAGCAGCAGAGUCUGACCUGGUGGAAGAGUAUUUUGAAGCUCACAGCAGCUCUAAGGUUCUCACGUCCGAUCGGACCCUCCAGAAACUCCAGACGCCCAAACUGGACAGGGAAACUCUGCUCAGCCUCUUGGGUACAAACCAGCCACGCUUCGCAGAGGAAAUUAAAAAGCUCAAUGCAAAACACGAGAAGAACUUCAACCAAUGGAUGCUGCAGCUGCACAUGGGCUUUAACAUCUUGAUCUACGGUUUGGGCUCCAAGAAGCUCUUGCUGGAGAAGUUCCGCACAUCCAUGCUGUCCGACUACGAUCAUGUGGUGGUCAACGGCUUCUUCCCCAGUAUGACCCUCAAAUCGAUCCUGAAUUCUCUCACCUGCGACGUGUUCGGACACGAGGGAACUUUCCGUAAUCCUGCAGAGCAGAUCGACUUCAUCAUCAAAGCUCUCAGAGAAGACCCGAGCAAUCACGUCUUCCUGGUCAUCAAUAACAUCGACGGGCCCAUGCUGAGGAGCGACAGGAACCAGCAGGCACUGGGGCAGCUGGCAGCGCUUCCCAACAUGCACCUGCUGGCCUCCAUCGACCACAUCAACGCUACACUCAUCUGGGAUCAAGCGAAGAUGAGCAUGUUCAACUGGCUGUGGUACGAAACCACCACAUACCUGCAGUACACUGAAGAAACGUCAUACGAGAACUCCCUGCUGGUGCAGCAGACCGGAGCGCUGGCCCUCAGCUCACUCACACACGUGCUGCGCAGCCUCACACCCAACGCCAGGGGAAUCUUCAGAUUACUGGCAGAGUUUCAGCUGGAGAACAAGGACAAUCCUGCAUAUACGGGACUGUCUUUCCAGGAUUUCUACCAGCGCUGUCGCGAGUCGUUCCUGGUGAACAGUGACAUCACGCUGCGCACGCAGCUCACCGAGUUCAGAGACCAUAAACUCAUCCGCACCAAGAAGGGCGCUGAUGGAGUGGAGUAUCUGCUGAUUCCGGUGGAUAACGGCACUUUGACCGACUUCCUGGAGAAAAACGAUGUGGAGUGAAACCAGGAAAACCUCACUGCUGUCCACAGCUCAGUAAAUGUGUUUAGAUGAUUAGCACUUAAUCUUUCUGAUAAAGAACUUGCCAACAUUGUAUGUUCAUGUUCAAGGAAACGUGGCAGGUUUGACUGAAGGAGAGAGAGUUUGUGUGGUUGCAGGGUUAAACGGCACUUAAAGGAACAGUACACACAAAAAUGUUAGAUGUUAACUGAUGGAGUGGCGUGUAUUAUUGUGAUGUUUUUAUCAGACUCUCGUUCUGACGGCACCCAUUCACUGCAAAGCAUCCAUUGCUGAGACACAUUUCUACAAACCUGAUGAAGAAACACACUCAUCCUGAUCUUUCAGCACAAUGUCAUUUUUGGGUGUACUGUUCCUUUAAUUCCUGUUUCUGCAGCUCAUUGGUGUACAGUAUUCUUUAAGUGUUGUAGGAUCACUAUGUGAACAAUAAAUAUUCUUAUGCAUCUGAGUUUAUUUACAUAGAAAAAUACAUUCUUAUAUAUUAUCUGAACCCAACAGAACAUCGUCGCACUUCAUUGAGAUCAUUACAAAGCAAAACACUUCCUCCGAAACAGGAGAACGUCUUAAUUUGAACAGGGAAAGGCAACUUGGUAACGAUCACGAGUGAGGCGUUUAGAUGUGAACGUGACAGAUUCACUGGUUUUGUCCUGAUCUGAGGACCGCGGUGAUGUGUGUUAAUGUUAAUAUCUGAGACGGAGCGCUGGCUGCUGGUUU